Malassezia pachydermatis is the source of this 3243-nucleotide messenger RNA. RefSeq lists its product as hypothetical. Bases 1 to 3243 code for a protein of 1080 amino acids. The record is from RefSeq and is a predicted model, not a curated record. The transcript has a single exon. Lineage: Eukaryota; Fungi; Basidiomycota; Malasseziomycetes; Malasseziales; Malasseziaceae.
AUGGACCCAAGCAAGCAGGGCGGCCAUAGAGCGACGUCCUCGUCUUCGUACCCGUCUGAGCUCAUUGUGCAUCUGCUGCCAUGUGUGCAUGUAAGUGGAUUGGUCGCCGAGCGAACGCCGUCCUAUCCCACGUUAGCGCAUCCCACGUCUGUGUACCCGAACGUAUGUCAUGCCAUCGUUGAAGCGUUCGCGCCGCAAGCGCGGCCACGUCUAUGGUAUGCGCCAGGCUCGCCGCCUCGUUUGCAUACGGUGAUGGUCGACUAUGCGCAUGUCCUACCGCCCGCGCGCAUGCGGGCAGGGGCGCGGAUCACAGAUGUGGACGCGAAGCACGCGUUGCAAGCGCUACCGCCGCGCUCGCCCCUCUCGCCGCUGUUUCCUGGCGGCCCGCUGUUCCCAGAUGGCAUUGUAUCGCCGUCGUGGAUUCGAAAGCAUACAGAGUACAUGCCAGGCGUCCACCUGGCCUUUUUCUGCCUGCCUGCCUCCACAGAGGCGACGUUGCAGGCUGACACGGCGCUGAUUGAAGCGAUCAUAGCACUGCGUACGUCGCUAGCGCCGCGUGGGAUCAAAGUCAUGGUGGUACUACUGUGUGAGCCGGCCUCGCUGCUCGCUGGCCAAGAAGCGCGGCUACAUCAUAUUCGGCGUGCUGCUGGCCUCGAAGCGCGAGGUACGAUGCUUGUGUUCAAUGCGCACGAUAUGAGCCGACUGCCUGCUUUUCUGACAGAUGUGUAUGCGACGGCGUCGCAGCAUACGCGCGAGCACUACCGCCAGCACGCGCGCCAUGUUCGUCGGAAUCGGGCGCGGUAUCCACCGCCGCCAUCCGUCACGCAGCCCAUCAUGCAGGCGGCGGCGCAAGCGCAUCUGCUUCGGACGCCCUCGCCGAUCCUCUCGCCGCCGGGCUGGCAUGUACGAACGCACUAUAAAUUAGCUGUGCUUGCUGAACUGCAAGGCGAGUAUGCCGAAGCCGAUACACAGUAUACCGAAGCGUACGAAGCGCUCCUCCGCACGUACCUGGCCGAUACCAAGCUUCUCGCACCACGAACGCGGCGCUGGGCCGAGGCCAAGGUGCUGGUCGAUACGCUUGCGUUCAAGCGCAUCAAAGGGGCCUUGUACCGGGGUGACGAGGUCGUCGCCUUGCGUAUUUUCACUAUGCAUCAGCACGAGAUGAGUGUGCUCAGUACAGGGUGGGGCAUUGGCGCUAGCACGCCCGAGUUCUGGGCGUGGCGUGCGAAGCAGUAUGCCCUGAUGGCGACGCUGCUCCAGGACGCCGGCCUCACGACGAGUUGUUUCGAGCCGGGCGUGCUGCGCUACCAUGCCGCGCUGUGCACAAUGCAGCGCGCGGCCUACGCCACCGACACGUCGGUGGACGUUCGUGCGCUGGUCGUGCAUGCACUGAGCUUGGCCUACGACACGUUCCGGCACGCGCAGCGUGGGCGUCUAGCGCACAUGACCGCGACACGUUUGGCGGGGGUGUACCAGGAGACGGAGCCUGCGCAAGCGUUGCAGUACCUGGAGCGCAAUCUGCGUUGGUACCGUCGUGAGACAUGGACGAAGCUUCGGUACGCUGUGGCGUACCAUGCGUGGACGUGUGCGCGAGCAUCGCACGAUCCAGCAGCGACGAUGCGAUUGGCGCUGGAACUGGCCCCCGUAGCUCAGCAGUACGAUGUCUCGUACGAUACAUCAGACGAGGCGACGUCGAGCGAGACCGUCUUGCCACUCGACCCAGGCGCCGCGUCGCACUGGCUGCAUGUCUGCGCCGUGUUUGCGCGGGGCACGCUGACGCUUCCUGGCUCCAUGGCAUGGCAGCUGCGGAUCGAGCCCUGGGCUACGUCUAGGCUGCCCUCCUGGCCCUGGCGCACGCUGCGUGUGUAUGCACGUGAGUCAGAUACACCGGUGUGUGUUGUGACGUACGAUGCACAAGCGCCCACGACGCAGGUGACGAUGCGCGAGGCGAUCGCAUGGCCGGCGCAACGUCCAGGCACAGGUACGACCUCGUGGACAUGGGCCGACAAGGCGCCGCUCUGGGUGCAAGGCGCUAUGGCGGUGUCCCAGGCGAGUGACGUGACAUUCUCGCAUGUGGUCCUCACACUGCAAACGCCGCUCGCACCGGUCGACCUGGCGAUCGAUGUGGACCGCGACGCACCGUGUGUAUGGUACGUACCUACGACGCACCAGCGCCUACCACUGCCCCCCCGGCCAGACGUGCGCACGUUGCAUGCCGUCGCAGAGCACGUGGCCAUCAACGUGCCCACGACCAUGUACCCUGGCGAAGUGGUCGGCAUCACCAUGCCCACGACGCCUACCACGGUGCGUGUCGCGCCUGAGGCCUGGGCGACGGGGGCUGCAUGGCUCGACGAAACGAGCGCGCAGGAGGCCAUGGACAGUGUCGCGGCGUCGACGUUGUGGCUACGUGCGCCCUCCAUCCUCGGCACGUUCCGUGUGCACACCCAUGCCACGUCCACCGAGACGCAUGGAGUACACGUCCAGCCCUUGCUCCACGUCCAGUCGCAUGUGCACUGGCGCGACGCAAGCGAUGGGCGCGUUCUUCUGCAUGUGGAGUACCUGGGCACAGACGCGCUACAGCUGGAGCACGUGUACGUGGCCGUAGCGCCGGAGCUGGGCAUCCAGGCCGGCGCUGUAUGGGGCGCGCCUACGCCGAACGAGGCGCCUGCCUUCCCGGUGUGGUCGCCACGAACCACAGCGACGUGGAUCGCGCCGCUGCAAGUCACAUACACCGCCGCCGACAUCCACAACGAUGCCACGACCGCUUCUACGUUGGUCGUACAAUGGCGUCGGCCAGAGCGUGACCAGCCAUGGCCCUGCGAAACGCAUGUGCCGAUCCCAGCGCUCACGCCGCCGCCGUGGGCGCGUGUUCGUGUGCACGUCACAGCGCCGCCUACGGUCGUUGUGGGCGAGGCGAUCUGGAUGACGAUGCACGUGCUUAAUCAGGAUGCGUACCAUGUGGCCGACGCAACGAUCGACGUCGAGGUGCCUGACACAGCCCUGGCCGCCGGGCCUCGCAAGGUCACAUGCUCCAUGCUCUUGCCCGGCGAAGAACGUACGUACACGGUAGCCCUACGGCCGCAGCGUAUGGGGCCCUACCGGCUGCCGCUGGUGCGUGCAUUGGCGCUAGUGCCGCAGCAAGAGCCACAGCGAUUAACGGUGCCUAUGGACGUACAUACUGUCAUGGUCCAGGCGCCGACGUCGUGGACUCCAGACCAUCCUGCGAUACCAGCGCCAUCAUAA